This is a messenger RNA of Equus quagga, 4675 nucleotides long. RefSeq names its product Bcl2 modifying factor (gene BMF). Gene Ontology annotation, biological process: negative regulation of autophagy; positive regulation of apoptotic process; apoptotic process. Gene Ontology annotation, cellular component: myosin complex. The record is from RefSeq and is a predicted model, not a curated record. NCBI's taxonomy places the organism in Eukaryota, Metazoa, Chordata, Mammalia, Perissodactyla, Equidae. Bases 234 to 788 code for a protein of 184 amino acids. The transcript has 5 exons.
GGAAACAAUACCGCGCGGUGCAGAGUGGCCUCCUCCCGCGCCCGCCCGCCCGCUGCCGCCGCCGCCCCCGUCCGCGCCUCCCGCCUCCUGCCGCAGCCGGCUGGGCUUUUCCCCUCCUUCCCAAUUGAGUCUGGGCGCCAAGCCCCCAAGUGCUCGUCACGCUGGACCCUGGCACGGAGCCCUGGCAUCACGACUCGGAGGCCGAGACUCUCUCCUGGAGUCACCCAGGGGACAUGGAGUCGCCUCAGUGUGUAGAGGAGCUGGAGGAUGAUGUGUUCCAGCCAGAGGAUGGGGAGCCGGGGACCCAGCCCAGGAGCUUGCUCUCUGCUGACCUGUUUGCCCCGAGCCAGCUGGACUGCCCCCUCAGCCAUCUGCGGCUCUUCCCUCUCACCCACUGCUGUGGCCCUGGCCUUCGACCCACCAGCCAGGAAGACAAGGCCACCCAGACCCUCAGUCCAGCCUCCCCAAGCCAGGGUGUCAUGCUGCCUUGUGGGGUGACCGAGGAACCCCAGCGACUCUUUUAUGGCAAUGCUGGCUACCGGCUCCCUCUCCCUGCCAGUUUCCCUGCAGGCUUGCCCCUUGGUGAGCAGCCCCCUGAAGGGCAGUGGCAACAUCGAGCAGAGGUACAGAUUGCCCGAAAACUUCAGUGCAUUGCAGACCAGUUCCAUCGGCUUCAUAUGCAGCAACACCAGCAGAACCGAAAUCGCGUGUGGUGGCAGACCCUGCUCUUUCUCCACAACCUCGCUUUGAACGGAGACGAGAACAGGAACGGGGCAGGUCCCAGGUGAGGCUGGGCUGCCCUCUCCGCAUGGCACAGCAGGAAGGACAGCGCGAGGACUGAUGCUGUGUCUUGUGGAGUUGUUUUGUGUUUUUGAUUUUAAAAUGUUUCUCUGUUUGUAAAUAAGACAUACCCAAGUGGGACCUCUUUCCCUGUUUCGGGCCUCGACCACGAAUGGGGGCCUUUGUCAAACACUGUUGAAGUAGAGGCUGGUGUGUCUGUGAUGGUGGGGCCUCCCAAGGGCUGUGACAAGUACAUUCUUCAGUCGGCAGUUGUCGAAGAUGACUGGGUAGUCAUGUUCUCUGGCAAGCGGACUGUAGUUUUCCCACAAGAACUCGUUUAAGAAAUAGGAGACUGGAUUAGACUCCUGGUUCCACCAAACCUAUCACCCUUCCACCGUGCACGGGCCUGAGAUCUGGACGGUCACACUGCUUUUACCCACCAGGGCCUUGGCCAGGGGCUUUCCAUCUGAGCAUGGCAACUUCACUAGGCCAGCCAGCCUGUCUCUGGGUUCUCGUCUGGCCCAGCCAGCACCCACUGCAAGGGCUCAGGGGUUCUUGCCCAGCCCUGUCAUCUCCAGCAGACCUCAGGGAGGGUUGGGUUUCUCCAAGGACCCCCUCAAACAUGCCACAACAUGAACCAAACUUCCGGGUAGGCCUCAAAUCUGACUUGGUCCCACUUGGAGGCCCCAGGAUUGGUCCUGAGGUGCAGAACCACUGCCACCUCUGGCUCUCUGGGACUGGCGUGGUGUCAACGAUGGAUGAGCCAAAUAGCCAGUCAAUGUGCUGUAGCCAGCAGCUUGUGCCUUUGUCAGCUCUUCUUUCUGAAGACCCAGCCAACAGACUGCAUUCCAUCCCCAGUAUCAACACUCUAGGGCGUGAAGGGGCAGGAUGGCAGUGGGACUGGGAAAUGUGGUGGCCAUCCCACCUGUAAGAGACAGCCCUAGAGGAACCCAGACAUCUUUGUUUCCUUGGAAACAACAUACCUCCUCCCCCUUAUCCCCAUUCCUUUUUCACACCUAGUGGGAUACAGGAAGAAGCCAGCACAGUGGCUUUGUCAGCUGAAAUGUGUCUUUUAGAGUAACAGACAGUGAUUAGAGUGCGGAACCGUCAAAGCUGGUACACAUUUCCUGUCUUCCUUCAGCUUCCAGCCAGGCCAGGAGGGCGUGCUCUGGAAGUCAGCAGGAUUGCAGCUGCCUCUGUCCGAACUUCUUCCCUUCUCUCCCUGCUGUGGCACUAAUGGAGAGAAUUUAAAGCAGCCAGUCUGGCAGCUCUGAUUGCAGACACAGGGAAUCUGAAAAGACACAGGGAAUCCAUUAACCAGACACUUAGAAAUUAAAUUAUAAUUUUUGCAUACGUAAGAAAAGAUAACAUUGGUGCUAAUGGUGAAGCAAGGCCCAAAGAAAAGAUGGCUUCCCUGGGCAGAGAAGACCCCAAGGCUACCCAAGGGAAUUGGAGGAGUUCAGAGUAAACUCUCAGAUCUGAACAAGCCCAGGCUCCUCCACUUCUGCCCAGAGGAGGUCUUCAGUACUGUCGAAGGAAGCAUUGAUCUUCUGGAUGUACAGUUGGGCAAGUUGUUCACUGCACAAGGGCACCUGCAGAGGAAGAUAAUGGAGGCUAAAAUCCAGCCCGUGCUGUGCCUGCUAAGCUGUAUGCCCUAGUGUCUACCCAGGAAGGGGUGCUGUAUGGGCUCACCGUGGCCCUGAGAAGGAACUCAAACUGUGGAUAAGCCUUUGUUUUGUUCUGCGUGGAUGCUCUGGAGGUAUUACCUCUUUUUAGCCAAAAUUAUAUUCUCAGGGUGUGUACCAUGGUUUGUCUGCUAAGAAGAUGGGUUCCUGCUUACAAGAAGGAGCCCAGGGAACAGGCAUCAAGACUGGCUCUGGGACACGCUGACCAUUGUGGAAUCCAGCCUUUCCUGUGUGUCUCCAUACCGUUUUAUGAUGGGUAUAGGACGUGUGUUGUUAUCCCUUCUCCUGGACCAUGGCUGUGACAGGCAGGCUGCUGCUAUGUGCUUGAGUGGCACACACAAGAAAACAGGAUUAGUUCUGCCAGCCACCUUUGAACCUCUCUUGGCAGACUUUCCAGCUGAGCUGAGUGAGAGUAAAUAAAUGGUCUAGGCCUGGGUGCUGAGGCACAGCCAUCGGCUUCAGACACCUUGCCAGGCCCAGGCAGGAUGCCCUGUGGCCCGUCUGGGGAACUGAACCAGGACUUUGACAAGCCCACCUGGACGUCGAGCCUGGGGCCAGGCACGGGGAGGGUGGUCUGACCGCACUGUCUCCAUUUUCUGCGAAGCCAGGAACUAACUCACUGUCUAAGCAAGCCGGGGCAAAAUUUCAAACUCCCUUCCUUCCCCCUCCCAAAAAAACCCCAGGAGGUAACUGGCAGAGUGGCCCCAGGAGGGGGAGAGGUUCCUCCUGGUUGGCUGUGUUUAAUUGGCCUGGUGAGCCAGCCUGGCCCCUUCCCCCUCUGCUUGGUGAGUUGGUCUGAACAUUCCUCAAGUCCAGCCUCAGGAGACACGUCCCUCCCCUUGGGCCCCCUCUCCCCAUCCCCCACCUCCAGGAGCUUGGCUGUCUCUAGUGACAGGGGUGGAGAAGCAGAUUUAGAGGGAGGGAGAGUCUGCCCUGGGUCCUGACCUGUAACCGGGAGCUUUUGUGGUUUGCUGGGGGUGGGUGGUGGGAGAGGGACUGAAAACCUCCCUCCCUUUUGUAGAAAUGCUCUGGAGGAAGGGAGGCCUGAUAUUCAGGGUCACAACAGUCCUUCUAAUUCAGAACCCCAGAGGAGGGCUUUCUGGAAGCUGCUGGACAGAACUGGGGAGGGAACCCCCCCAGGCCAGACAUCUGACUCGCCCAGCGAGUUGGAGGACUCAGCCUGGUCUCUCUGCCUUCGCCGGCUUCUAAGUCUGGGCUGCUGGAGAGCUGCCCCGGUGGCCUUCUCUUGCUCAAUCUGAGUCAGAGAAAGAUCACCUCCCAGUGACCUCCCCGAACGUGUAGGGGAGGGGGUCUGUUCUGUGUCCAGAGCUUAUGUGGCAGCAUGUUCCGAGUGCUCAGAGGGGCCCAGCUGACACGUCUCACUGUCCUCAGCAGCCUGUCCCUGUUCGAGGGUGGCUCCAGCCUGGGUAUGGCACGGAGCGGGUUGUCUGGGAUGUAUCAGCCAAGGGCUCCAUCUGCCUGCAGUCCUCUGGGAAGGAGCCUGCUGCCCCAGGAGAACUUGAUGAAGAGGGAGGUAGGGAGAGUGGAGAGCACCAGAAGCAGGAAGACUUCAGCUGCUGCGGCUCAGCUGGCCCGGCAGGGCGUCUGUGAAUCCGUCCUGCAGCCCAGGCUGGAGGAAGCUGCCGAGUCCCUCUGUGUGUUGGCCAGGACUCUUGGUGGGAGGCCACGCCGGCCGCACUUCUUCCAGGAAGGGGUUAACCUAUCAGCCUGUGUCGGCUCCUGGGGGCACUGUGGGCAGUAGGCACCCCGGGGCUGGUGAGGACUUUGAGGUUUGAGAGAAUAGCAGAGAAAGCUGAGCUCUUCCACAGAUGUGCCAGCCUCCCCGGCUGAAGGUGCUCAGAGCCCGUGCAGGCUCCCGGGUCUGCACUGCCCCUCUCUGCACAGGUGGCCAGCACCUCUCCCUGCUCUGUGAGCAUUGCCCAGUGGGCCACCCCAUCCCUGAGUCCACAGGGGCUGUCAAGGGGAGACCCAGUGAGAAUGUAGCAUUUUGUUGAUCCCAGGUUAGUUGUCCUGGGUCCUAGGCACUCUGCCUCUGGGAGAGAGACAGAGAAAGAGAGGGAGGGGAAUGGGGACCCAUCGUUUUUAACCUGUACAGAGUAUUCAGCUUUAUGUCCUUCACAUGCAUAUAUGUGUGUGUGCGUGUAUCUUCCCCCCCAUUAAUUGGUACAAUUUUUAAUAAAAACCAUUUA